AUGUCAGAAGAAGAUAUUAUUGAUUUAAUAUUAACAUUUAAAAAUAAUUCUACACAAGAUAAUAUUGAUAAACGUAUUCAACAAGUUUUAUUACCAUCAAUGGAUUCAAUUCAAAAAUCAAAUGAAUAUUUUAAAAAAGUUUUAAUUAAUAAAUUACAAAAUAAUAUUGAUAUUUAUCCAAUAAUUAAUUCAUUUAAAUUAAAAUCAAAUAUAAAACAAAAUGAUUUUGAUCAAUUAAUUAAAGAAUUAAUUUUAAAUGUUAAUUCAAUUAAUCAAAUAUCAAUUUGUCAACAAUUAUUAACUUUAAUCAAUAAUAAACAAGAUUUAGAAUAUAUUAUUGAAUCAUGUCGAAUUUUUAUAAAAUGGUCUAUUACAAUGAUUCCAUCAGAAAUGAUUAGAAUUUUGGAAUCAGACGAAUCAUUAUCAAAUGCAAUUGUUCUUCUUACACAAUCAGCAAUUAAAGAAGAAAUGAAUAAAAUAAAUAUUUCAAUUGGUACUGAAUUAUAUCAUGAUCUUGAACGAAUAUGUCGAAAUCGUUUAUCAUCUCAAACACUUUCAAAUUUAUUUGUUUCAAGUUUAUUAAAAUCAGAUAGUAUUGAAUGUUUUCAAAUAGUUCGUUCAAUGUUAUUACGUAAUCAUAUUCCAUUAAUAAUACAAGCAGCAACUGAUUAUAUUGAUUCAGCAAAAAAUGGACAAGAUAAAUCUAUUCUUCUUGCUAAACAUUGUUUGGAUUUAGUCGAUGAUCAAUCAUUAGUUAUUAAUGAACGAAAUUUAAUUGAAUCACAAAAUAUUUGUGAUUUUUUUCAUUAUCCAAUAACACCUUUAGAAAUUCGUCGUCAUCCAAAUCCUAUACAAAUAAUUUCUGCUAUUCUUAAUUCAAAUCCUCAAGCUUAUAAAAAUACAAGCAAAUUAAUAUCAUUAUCAUUAUAUCUUCAAAAUGGAGAUAAACAAGAUAAAAAAGAUCAAUGUAUGCUUUAUAUUGCUGAACAUUGUCUUAAAAUCAAUGAUUUAAAUAUGUGUUGGGAAUUAUGUUCUUCAUUAGUUGAAGAAAAUGAUGGUCCAUCAUGGAAAUGUUGUUGGCAAUUAAUUAAUAAAAAUUCAUCAUAUAUUAAUCAAUCAAUAUUAUCAUUUAUUAGUUUUCAUUGUGAUGAAAUUCUAUUGGAUGAUGUUCUUAAAAAAUCAAUUUCUAUUCGAAAUCAAUCAAUACCAAAUGAAGAAUAUCGAAUUACAUCAACUUAUUCAUAUUAUACUAAUUCAUUUUAUGAUCGAGAUUAUUCUCAACAGAUGGAAUUAAAAGAAAUUCCAUUAUUGAAAUCUCCACCUAUUGAUGAAAAAACUGCAAUAAAAUAUGUCAAUAUUGAUACGCUAUUAUUUAUCAUGAUUUGUUUAGCAUCAAAUACAAAUGUAAGUCUACAUUUUAAAUUAAUUCAAAUGAAACAUAUCAAAUAA
Messenger RNA from Rotaria sp. Silwood2, 1449 nucleotides. The record is from the annotation of a GenBank genome assembly. NCBI's taxonomy places the organism in Eukaryota, Metazoa, Rotifera, Eurotatoria, Philodinida, Philodinidae.